Molecule: messenger RNA, 16984 nt
Organism: Pseudopipra pipra
Lineage: Eukaryota; Metazoa; Chordata; Aves; Passeriformes; Pipridae
Gene: NBEAL1
Product: neurobeachin like 1
Exons: 54
Coding region: 438-8669 (2743 amino acids)
Biological process (GO): intracellular protein localization
Cellular component (GO): membrane; cytosol
Molecular function (GO): protein kinase binding
Source: RefSeq, a predicted model, not a curated record
AAAGGUGUUAUAAGAGAUUUUUAAACUCUGUCCCUGUAUAAAAUUGGAGAGUAUUUGUAAAUAAACUAAAAAAGUUUAUUAUCAGAUCAGUUGUGACUUUAGAUAUGACUAUUGUAGGGCUGCAUGAUGUAGUAUAAUUGAAAUGGAUUUGUUCACCCAAGUAGUGCUGCAGUUGUUUCUCAAAGAAAUGUGGGUUUAGCAACAUUAUGCUUAGUUGUGGUGAGAUGCAUGUAAUUCAACAAGACUAUAAUCUUUGGAGUUAAACUGUAAGCACUGGGUGAAACACUGACCUUUGCAUCCCAAGUAUGAUCUCAUCUGGACUUGGCUUGCCCUUGUCUUCCUUGUGCAAUUGCUGAUUUGGCAUUGUUGCCUAUCCCAUCGCUAUGUAUUGCCUUUGUUAUAGUAUAUAAAGAAGUAUUCAGUUUACAGCUGGAUGAAUGCUUGAGCAAACCAAAUGGUCAGUAAAAGUUUUUUGUAAGUCACUGUCAUGGAAAUUCAUGCCUCUGCUAAAACUGAAAGAUCCAGACUACCUGAAGCUCUGGUUGGAUAGUUUUGUUUCUAGCUAUGAACAGUUUCUGGAUGUGGACUUUGAGAAGCUGCCAACUAGAGUGGAUGACAUUCCACCAGGAAUAUCACUGCUUCCUGAUAACAUUCUUCAGGUCCUCAGGCUCCAGCUGCUACAGUGUGUCCAGAAAAUGUCAGAUGGCCUAGAAGAGCAGCAGCAGGCUCUGUCACUUCUACUUGUGAAAUUCUUUAUCAUCCUUUGCAGGAAUUUGGCUAAUGUGGAGGAGAUUGGGAUGUGCUCAUACAUUAACCACGUUAUCACCAUGACUACGUUAUACAUUCAACAGUUAAAAAGCAAAACUAAAGAAAAAGAAGUGGCAGAUCAGACCCCCAUAGAAGAAUUUGUGAGACAUGCAUUGGCUUUUUGUGAAAGUCUCUAUGAUCCAUAUCGAAACUGGAGGCAACGAAUUGCAGGACAUUUCCUUAGUACAGUUGAAAGGAGCAGACAGAAGUAUAAACCAGCUUCCCUCACUGUCGAGUUUGUCCCUUUCUUUUACCAAUGCUUUCAAGAAAGUGAACAUCUCAAGGAAAGCCUGAAAUGUUGCCUGCUGCAUCUCUUUGGAGCUAUUGUGGCUGGUGGUCAGAGGAAUGCUCUUCAAGCAGUAUCUCCUGCCACCAUGGAAGUCUUGAUGCGUGUUUUAGCAGACUGUGACAACUGGGAUGACAGAAACCCUGAGGAAGUGAGCAGGAAGGCAGAGCUGACUCUGAAGUGCCUGACAGAAGUUGUCCAUAUCCUUCUAACCAGCAGUUCUGACCAGCGUCAAGUGGAGACAAGUACAAUAUUGGAGAACUAUUUCAAGUUGCUUAAUUCAGACCAUUCCGCUUUACCGAAUGCGAGGCGAUGCAGGCAGUGGGAGAGCAGAUUCAUAGCACUACAGAUCCAAAUGCUGAAUACCAUCACAGCCAUGUUAGACUGCACAGAUAGGCCUGUUCUGCAGGCAAUUUUCCUUAACAGUAACUGCUUUGAGCAUCUCAUUCGACUGUUGCAGAACUGCAAGCUGUUUUUAAAUGCUAACAAUAAAGUCGCAGACAAGAGUGAGAAAGACCUUACCAACAAAUUACUGACAGAAAUGAAUGAGGACCAGGUGUUUCAGGGACACCUGGACUCAUUGGCAGUAUCAACCAUUCAAGCCCUCACAGCAGUAAUGCACAAGUCUCCAGCUGCAAAGGAAGUCUUCAAGGAGAGGAUUGGCUAUGCACACAUAUAUGAGGUACUAAAAUCACUGGGUCAACCCUCACGGGAAUUGCUGGAAGAACUCAUGAAUAUGGCUGUUGAAGGUGACCACAUGGCUGUUGGGAUACUAGGCAUUAGUAACGUUCAGCCCUUAUUGCUGCUCAUCCAGUGGCUUCCAGAACUCGAAUCACAUGAGCUGCAGAUUUUCAUCUCAAAUUGGUUGAGGCGAAUCUGCUGUAUUAACAGACAGAGUCGUGCCACAUGUGUCAAUGCAAACAUGGUCAUCCGGAUCAUUGAGACACUCAGCUCCCACUCUGCCCUCCAUUGUACUUGUGCAGAGAACCUGAUUGCCCUUCUGGGCUCUUUGGGGAGCCAGUCAAUGGGCUCAGAAGAACUGCUUCAACUGAUACGGCUCCUGAGGACUGAGGAGCCCAGAGGAGCUCACCCUUACGUGGUUCCAGUGAUGCGAGCCAUCCUGGCGAUGGCCCGGAAGCAGGGCAUGGCCAGUGCCUUGCAGUACUUCAACUUGCACCACAGCAUGGCCGGGAUCGCUGUGCCAGCAAUCCAUAGGUGGCCGGGCUCUGCCUUUUCUUUCAACGCGUGGCUCUGCCUUGACCAGGACCGGGUGGACCCCAGCACGACCAGCAAAAGUGGCAAGAGGAAGCAGCUCUAUAGCUUUUUUACAGGAAGUGGUAUGGGGUUUGAAGCCUUUAUUACGUGCUCUGGGGUAUUGGUGGUUGCAGUUUGCACAAAGAGGGAAUAUGCAACAGUGAUGCUGCCUGACCAUUGUUUUUUUGACUCUCUCUGGCACAACAUAACUAUUGUUCAUGUGCCUGGAAAGAGGCCCUUUGGUCAGAGCCUUGUGUAUAUCUACGUCAAUGGACAGCAGAAGGUCUCUGCCCCACUUCGAUUCCCUGCUAUGAAUGAAUCUUUUACUUCUUGCUGCAUUGGUUCAGCUGGUCAAAGAACAACAACUCCUCCUCCAUCUCAGAUCCCAGAUCCGCCUUUUUCCUCCCCAGUUAUGCCCCAUCGGACAUCACUUGGGGGCAUUCUCUCUACAGGGAGUUGGGGUGGGGUGCUUGGGAAACCAGAGCUCAUCACCAAGAUGAUCUCAGCAGGGACUCAGGACAGUGAAUGGGGGUGUCCAACAUCUUUGGAGGGCCAACUUGGAUCUGUUAUCAUCUUUCAUGAAGCACUGCAACCUUCUCAGGUGAAAGCAUUAUAUUUAGCAGGUCCAAACUGUUUAACUCCAUGGAAGUCUCAAGAGGCUGAAGUAGCAGAUCUCCCCAGUAAGGUGCUGCUUCAUUAUACACCAAAGGCCUGCAGAAGCCCAAUUUGUCUUGAUCUGUCUGCAAACCUUUUACAUGGAAGACUAACUGGAAACAAAGUAGUGAACUGGGACAUCAAGGAUAUGAUCAACUGUAUUGGUGGAAUGAAUGUGCUGUUUCCAUUGCUGGAGCAGAUCAGCUUUCUGGGUGGACAGAUGCCUGAGAAAUCUGAGGGGGAAACUUUACCUCCAGAACUAGUAACUCCUGUAGAAGGAGACUGGGUGGUGUUCUCAUCCACAAAGGCAUCAGAAGCACGUCUGGAGAAGAACAUAGUUGCAACUUUUAUCUUGACGAUAAAACACUUUAUUCAGAGACAUCAUGUUAAUCAAGAAAAUCUCAUUCACUCCCAUGGAGUUGCCACCCUAGGUGCCUUGUUACAGAAGGUGCCAAGCAUCUUAAUGGAUGUGAAUGUACUGAUGGCUGUACAGUUGUUGAUAGAACAAGUCUCAGUAGAAAAGAACAUGCAGCUUUUGCAACAGAUGUAUCAACACUUACUUUUUGACUUCAGUAUAUGGAACAGUGGUGACUUCCCCUUCAGAAUUGGACAUAUACAAUAUCUUUCUACAAUCAUCAAAGACAGUAGAAGACUCUUCAGAAAGAAGUAUGGUGUGCAGUUUCUUCUAGACACACUCAGGAUUUAUUAUGGGAGUGGUUGUAAAGACAGUGAUUUGGCUCCCGAUGACCUGAGAACAAUACGGACAUCCCUGUAUGGACUGAUCAAAUAUUUCCUGAGCAAAGGUGGAACACAUGAAGAAAUACAGAGCAUUGUAGGAUACAUAGCUGCCACCAGUGAUGAGGAGCAGCUCUGUGGAAUUUUGGAUGUUCUCUUCAGCCUACUUCAUUCCAGUCCAACUCCAGACCAGCUUUUUUUAUUGCUUUUUGAACCAGGGAAUGCUGAUAUUCUUUAUGCUCUGUUAUUGCAUCAAAGAUACUCUGACAGGCUUAGAGAGCUUGUGUUCAAGAUUGUGGAAGAGAUGCUGAAAUGUACCAAAGUUUAUGAACGUAGUAAGCACCGUAUGAGACUCAGAGAAGUGGGAUACUCUGGACUGGGGCUUCUUCUGAAUGAAUCACCAGUUCCUGUUUCCCUUAUUAAAAACCUUCUUAACCAAGUUCUUUAUGCAGAUCCUACUGUGAAUUAUAAAGAUCUUAUAGCUGUAGUGCAUCUGGCUCAUAGAUCAGAUAUAAACGUGAGAGUGGUUAUUUGUAGAAAGAUUUUGCACCUUUUGCACACCCAAGUGGAUGCAGCACAACAGAUUUCUCAGCAGCUGGGCUGGCAGGACACUUUGGUUAGACUAUUCCAGAAAGAAAACUCAGAGGUCCGAACUGGCUUUAAAGAGAACAGGACUGAUUUCUUCAGGGAAGAGGAAAAAAAGCCUCCUGCUGAAGAGCUUCAGAAACAUCCGCCUUAUAAGACAGAGGGAGAAAAAGCCAGCAGUUUUGUUAAUGGUCUGUUUGAUCAGUGGAGUUUAGAAGACAACAAAUCCCUGGAUGUCCCUGCUCAUUUCUCUGUUAUGCCACUGGAAGAUGCAUCCACAGCAGAGAUGUCUUUUAGUUCAGAGGACCGAGAAGAAUUGUGGCACAGUAAUCCUUCACAUUUGAGUUUAGAUCUUUCCAGUGUUGACUCUUAUGAACUGGCUGAUGUUGGCAACCAGAUGACAGAUAGCCAGCCCAGCACACCAUCACCUACAGAGAGCACAAAACCGUUCUCUGGGCAACCUGACAAAGAGUUGGGUGUUAUGAAUGAUGUGGGCUUCACAGCUGAUCUUUCUUUAUUUGAAAACCAAGGAGGGAGUGAUAAUGAACUGAUACAGUUACUUACAGACAUCUUACUGUGUAUAAUGUGGAAAGGUGUUGAAAAAUCUGAUGAUGAUGCUUGGAUCGAGAGAGGACAGGUGUUCUCUGCACUGACCAAACUGGGGAUGUCUAAUGAGUUGCUGCGACCUUCUGAUGAAAUAAAACUCAGCUUGCUGGAGAAGAUGUUAGAAUGGUCAGUCACUGAUAACAGAGAUUCAAAAGCUCUCCCUACACAUGCUGAAAAUGCCUUGAAGCUCUUGCUAAUUGUACAAGAUUUCCUGCAGGCAGAAGGACUAAUUAAUUCAAGUUUAUGGACAGAAAAGCUCUUGGAAGAACUAGUAACUCUCAUGGAUAGCCUGUCAGUCUGGUACUCUGCUGGCCUAGAAUCAAUUAGGCUUUCACAGGUCCAAGUCCAGUUGCUCCUUGGAUUCAUUGCACAAGAUAACUUACAGGUCUGUGCUAUGGCAGCAGCCAAACUAAACACCCUCCUGCAGACUAAAGUAAUUGAGAGCCAGCCUGAAGCAUGCUACCUCUUAGGGAAGCUGGAAGGCAUUUUGAGUAGAUCAAUUGAAGAGAAGACAGAAACUUACUCAUUUUUGAUUCCCCUUGUUCGGACAUUGGUAUCCAAGAUUUAUGAACUUCUUUUCAUGAACCUGCAUCUCCCUUCAUUGCCUCCUACCAAUGGCAGCCCUUCUUUCUUUGAGGACUUUCAAGAAUACUGCAGCUCUGAUGAGUGGCAAGUUUAUAUUGACAAAUAUAUUAUUCCAAAUAUGAAGCAGUAUGAAGAGAACUCAUUCAGACAUGAUAAUGAGCAGAUGGCACUUUAUUGGAAAGUUUGUUAUGAAGCAUUUAUGGUGAACAUGCACAAGCGAGACCGGGAAAGAGGAGAAAGUAAGCUUAAAUUUCAGGAGCACUUUGUGGAACCAUUCAGCAGAAAGGCUCGACAGGAAAAUCUGCGGUACAACAGUAUGCUAAAGCAACUUAGUAGUCACCACACAGCUACUCUGAGGCAGUGGAGAGCAGCCCAGCUUUACUUGUUCUCUGAACGUGGUCCUUGGUCUGAAAGGAAACAGCGUCCUAUUCACUGGAAACUUUCAAACGUGGAAAACUUUUCACGUAUGAGACUAAAACUAGUGCAGAAUUAUAACUUCAACUCUCAUCAGGAUGCUAGUGACCUGAGAGAUAAUUUAGGUGUGCACCAGACACAGCCCUCUAGUGAGUCUCUGCUUCUGGAGGUGGUGAAGCAGGUCAAAGUGAGUGACUUGGAAGAUGAUGUUCUUGAGCUACCAGAUGAAGACACAGCAGCCAGUUCCAAUUUGGAUGACAAGGACGAGGAAAGUCAGAAAGAAAAGCUAAUAUUGUCUGAAGACUGUGAACUCAUUACAGUAAUUGAUGUGAUACCUGGCAGGCUGGAGGUCACUACACAGCACAUCUAUUUCUUUGAUGGUAGCAUUGAAAAAGAGGAAGGGGUAGGUUUUGAUUUCAAAUGGCACCUUUCUCAAAUUCGAGAGAUACAUUUGCGUCGGUACAACCUGAGGAGGUCGGCUUUGGAGAUCUUCCUUACAGAUCAAACCAACUACUUCCUCAACUUCAAUAAGGAGGUACGAAAUAAAGUAUACAGUCGAAUAUUGUCACUGCGUUCUCCAAAUAUUUCUGGGACCAGAUCUCCACAGGAACUUUUUAAAGCUUCGGGACUGAUGCAGAAAUGGGUGAAUAGAGAAAUAUCCAACUUUGACUACCUUAUUCAGCUGAACACGAUGGCAGGACGAACUUACAAUGACCUUGCUCAAUAUCCUGUGUUUCCCUGGAUUUUACGAGAUUACACUUCAGAAGAACUGGACCUGAAUAAUCCUGCAGUCUUUAGGGAUCUGUCCAAACCCAUAGGUGUGGUAAAUGAAAAGAAUGCUAAGACUGUGAAAGACAAAUAUGAGAAUUUUGAGGAUCCUCUUGGGAUGAUUGACAAAUUUCACUAUGGGACACAUUACUCAAAUGCUGCUGGUGUCAUGCAUUACCUCAUUCGGGUAGAACCUUUCACAACACUUCAUAUCCAACUUCAAAGUGGCAGAUUUGACUGUGCUGACAGGCAGUUUCACUCUAUUCCUGCUACCUGGCAGGCGCUCAUGGACAACCCCAAUGAUGUCAAGGAACUUAUUCCAGAGUUCUUCUACUUUCCAGAGUUCUUGGAGAAUCAAAAUGGUUUUAACUUAGGCCAGCUUCAAAUAUCAAAAGAGAUGGUAAAUGAUGUUGUUCUGCCCAAAUGGGCCCACUCUCCAGAAGACUUCAUUUAUAAACACAGGAAGGCUUUGGAAUCUGAGUAUGUUUCUGCUCAUCUUCAUGAAUGGAUAGAUUUGAUUUUUGGCUACAAGCAGAGGGGACCAGCUGCAGUGGAGGCGCUUAAUGUGUUCUAUUAUUGUACUUAUGAAGGGGCUGUGGAUUUGGAUGCUUUAACAGAUGAAAAAGAAAGGAAAGCUUUAGAAGGGAUGAUAAACAAUUUUGGGCAAACUCCCUGUCAGCUGUUGAAGGAGCCCCAUCCACAAAGGCUGUCAGCAGAAGAGGUAGUGCAAAGACUAACUAAAAGUGAUACCUCUACUCUGAAUCUCUUCCAACACCUCACUGAACUGAAGUCAUUCUUCAUAGAGGGAAUCAGUGAUGGAGUGCCCAUUGUCAAAGCUGUUGUUCCCAGGAAUCAGUCACGUUCCUUUAUUUCUCAGGGAAGCCCAGAGAUCUUGGUAACAGCAAGUCUGAACUGCAUUAUUGGAACUCAUGGUUGGCUACCUUAUGAUAAAAAUAUCUCCAACUAUUUUACAUUCAUCAGAGAUACCACAGUGACAAAUCCCAAAACCCAACGCAACAUGAGUGGUCCUUUUGCACCAGGGCUGGAGAUCACCUCGAAGCUGUUUGCAGUGUCCCACGAUGCAAAGCUGCUCUUCAGUGGAGGACACUGGGACAACAGCAUCAGGGUGACAUCUCUGACGAAAGGCAAGCUGAUCGGACAGCACAUCAGGCACAUGGAUAUUGUGACCUGCUUGGCAAUAGACUACUGUGGAAUUCAUUUAAUUUCAGGCUCCAGAGAUACUACCUGUAUGAUAUGGCAAAUAGUUCAGCAGGGAGGAGUGCCUGUAGGCCUGGCACCUAAGCCAUUUCAGAUCCUUUAUGGGCAUACUGAUGAAGUUUCGAGUGUUGGCAUCAGCACUGAACUUGAUAUGGCAGUGUCAGGAUCCAGGGAUGGCACCGUUAUUGUCCGCACUAUUCGGAAAGGUCAGUACGUGAGGACUUUGCGACCACCUUGUGAGAGUUCUCUCCUGCUGACUGUUCCCAAUCUGGCUGUGUCCUGGGAAGGACAUAUAGUUGUCCACACCAGCGUAGAAGGAAAGACUACUCUUAAGGAUAAGAAUGCAUUACAUCUCUAUUCUGUCAAUGGAAAAUAUCUGGGUUCUGAGACUCUAAAGGAGGAAGUGUCAGAUAUGUGUGUGACUGGCGAGUAUAUUGUGAUGGGCAGCUUACAGGGAUUUCUUUCCAUACGGGAUCUCUACAGCCUGAGUCUGAGCAUCUCCCCCUUAGCCAUGCGACUGCCAAUUCACUGCAUUUCUGUCACCAAAGAGUACAGCCACAUCCUUGUUGGCUUGGAGGAUGGCAAGUUGAUUAUCGUUGGUGUUGGCAAGCCAGCAGAGGUAAAACCCACCAUCAAGAACUUUUUCUACCGAACAGUGGGAAGUUCACUUAUUUCUGCUUUCCAGUUGAGCAAGAGGUCUCCUCUAUGGCAGGGUAAAUUUAAGAGCAAGUUUCAGUUUUCAGUGGGAAACAAAUAACUGUUGAGACUGCUCUACUGAAAGUUCUCAUUAAGAAUCAGAGGUAUAUAGGGAUCACAGAUGGGAAGCUCAGCUGGACUAACUUCCAGACUUUAUCACUCACAUCUGAAUAAGCAAAGUCAUAAUAGCUAAUCUUUUCUGAACGGGAUAGUGUUGUCAGCCACUUCUUGAUGAAAUAAUUUCCCUGAAGAAAGUUGGAAAAAAAGAGAGCAAGCCACUUUGUUUAUUUUUAUGGUUUCUGUCAGAUAUCUUUUAAUAUGCAUUGACUGACAUUGGGGGGGAAAAAUAUUACUUCUUUCUGUUUAAAGUCUCUAAUUGCAAUGCACAGAGAAUCACUUCUGUAGGUUCUCAGUAUGCUCAGUGCUCCAUAUGGUGAAUAUAAACUUGUUGGUACUGCAUAUGCAAUAUCAAAUACAGAGCAUCCAUCUGUCAAAUAGAUAUGCCCAGUUUUUCAUGUGCAAAACAUAGGUUUUGCUUUAAGUACUUCUUGUCAUGACUUUCAAAGUACUUGAGUUAGCUUAAACCUGCUUCUCUUUAUAACUGGAUCUCUGUUGUGCUGCAAUGUAUUUAUUUGAAAAUGUGAUUAUCACUUUUGCAUGACCUUUAGUACAUGCCAGAAAAGUGUCCUAAUUUAAUUUUAUAUUUUAAAUGUGAUAAAAGAGAACUUACUUGUCAGUAUUUCAGUAUGUUUUAGCUAGGAGAUACAUAGUUUAAGUCUGGAAAUAGGCUUCACACAGUGGUAGUCUGAUCUUGCUUGCAGCAGAUGCGGUGGGGUUGGUUUUCACUGACUUCCAGUUGAACAGCUUUUAUUCUAUUGUAGAAUUGACAAAGAGCUGAUUAUGAUGUGGUUAAACAUAUGUUUGUAACAGCAGUUUUAAAGUCACUGUCAUUUCUAAGCUUCCUAUUCCAGAGAAAGAUCUUUUGUAGGCUGAAAUUUGUAUGUAUUAUUAGACUGAAGGCUUUUUGUUUUCUUAUUUUCAGUUCUUAAUCAUAUCUAUUUUUCUAACUAUGCAGAAAGUGUUGUUUCAAAGACUGGUUUCCUUUUAUGACUGUAGAGGCUUUCCAAUGAUUCUUUUUUCAGGAUUUUCUGUUUAUAUUUCAGAUGAUCUUCAAGUUAAUAUCCAUGUAAAUAGAUUUUUUUUUUAAGCACAAACAUAUAAGGAACAACAUUAUGUCCCAGAUUUUCUAGUUUUCUAUAAUGGCAUCAAUCAAUAUAUUUGAAAAGUGUAUGUAUGUGGGGUGUUUAUUUGUUGAAUGAUUUAUUUUUACUUUGGAAGGAAUUAAUUACUAGAAUUUAUCUGUAUACAGAAGACAGUGUUGUAGUUCUGGCUUUCAGUGGUGAUACUGAUCCUUAGGACAGAGGAUUGGAUCCAUAGGAGUGACCUUCUCUAAUGUGCAUAAAGGGAAAUGCUGCUUGGUGUUAAGAUUGGCCUUUAGUGUUUCUACAUUGGCAGUAUCUACUAUGAAGUAUAAUAUAUGCUUUUGUGUUUUUAACAAUUACUUAGCUGGUUUGGAUGUUGCAGAAGUCUGGGCAAUUAUAACCUGUUAGUGUUAAUCCUGGUCAGCACUGUGCCUUUUCUAGAACACUGCUGCUGUAAUGAUACAGUUCUUAAGCUUGUUAAAUUUGUAGUAGUAACUGGGGGGAACUGUUCCUGAACUUGUGUUGUUAAGGCAUGCAUCUUGUUUACUGAACUGCAAGGAAUUUCAUAACCUAAUCAGCUGCCAGGCUGAUCACUACUGGCCAAUCAUCAACCUUGUAAUUUGGCAGUAAAACAGUUUCUUAAAAAUUGUUGUCAGAUUGCAGACCUACCAGAUGCUGGAUUUAAUAAGGCCUCUGGUUGCUUGUUAUCUGUCUUAACUUAUGGAGUACUCAUUAUGACUUACUUCUGGUUUAAAUUUUACUCUGAACACUUCACACAGGAUCUUUGGAAGACUAUAAAUUUGACACCAGGAGAUAACCUUUCUCUUUUUCCUUCAUUCUGCCAUCACUGUCUUGCAUCUUGGUUAUCUUUUCUUUUUCACUUCUAGCACUAUUUGAAAUCUCUAAAAUAAAAUGCGCUUUCUUCUCAUUUAAUUCAUUCUUGCUUGACAUCCACUUCUUUUUUCCCUUCCUAUCAAAAUAGCAAUCUAAACACUGUUUCUAGGCCAUUUGAAGUAGGUUAAGCAUAUAAGUGUACAUUACUUGGCAAUAUCCCUUUAGCUGUUCAAAAGCAGAGAAGACUGUGGUUAGUGUUUUGUGUGUUGUUUUUUGUCAGUCCCAAGAAUCAUCCCUAAGUGUUACUUCUGGUUUGUUUUCAAAUAAUUUUUGUUGAUAUAGUUUUGUUUAUGCAGUACAUUGUAGUGUCUGCAUUUCACCAGAAUCAGUGUCUGAAUUCCUUUUUAAUUUAUCCACCUUAUCCCUUCCCCCUCCUUUUGUUUCUCUGAAUUACUUUUAAACAGAUGCGCUCAGGUCAGCUUUCCCGAAAGCUGUGGGGAUCAAGCAAACGGCUCAGCCAGAUUUCAUCAGGAGAGACUGAAUAUAACACUCAAGAUUCCAAGUGAUUGCUGCUUCUACCUUCUCUCACGGAUUCCAGAAACUUAUUUAAUCUUUUUGUCACUUUAUAUGUAUAAAUAUGCAAUCAGGGGCUUGAUUCUUAAGUCUAUUGACAAAGAACCUAUGUUGGAGGUGUAGUAGUAAGCAUAUGUACUCAUGCAAGUUAGCUUGCUUGCAUAUUUUCCCUAACUCUGUUGACUUGAUCACAGCAGUAUCCCUCUCUCAACAGCUGCUAAAACUGUGUUUUGGGAGGGGAAAAAAACCCCCAAAACCAAAAAACCCACAAGUUUCCAAACUCAAGCUUACUAAUUGAAUUUAAGAUAAGUAGCAUUUGAUUUAAAGCUGAAUAGGGCCAGAUGCUCCUUGAUCACAAAGAAGGUAUUUGGCUUUGCUUUGACAGCAUUGUUAUUCCCCAAUAAAUUAAAAUUCUGGCAGUUGCAAUGGUUGGAUUCAGAAUUGGGAUAGCUGACAGUUAUGACCUUCUCAAUAUGUUUUCUAGCCCAGCGAACAUUUUAUUGCAAUUUGUUCAUGUAAAUGGCUAUUGCUGUCUUCUUUUGUGCAGUUCCAGUUUUAGGCUGUUCUGCAAGGAACAUCUGUGUUGCACUACUUGAUUAUCAGAGAUUGUUUAAAGUACAGACAUGAAUAACUUAAAAGGAGUUGAAGGUGGUGAAGGAGCUGAAGGAGGUAGGAAAUACUUGCUGCUGAAAAUUAUUUAUAUUAUCAAGUAGACUAAGACACACACCAAGAAAUCCCAUGGUAUAUUUAAUAUCUUGUAGAAAUACAGAGGAAGAAUCAUUAUCUUAUAUUGGUCAAAGAUCAAUCUGCUUCAUUAGUAAGGCAACUCCUUCAAAUAGAAGAUUAAUUUCCACUGCAGAAUCAUUAUGCAACAUUGCAGCACAAUUUAAUUAAAAAUAGCACCUGUUUGUUUCUUGAUUUGGUGUUCACCAAACCAGUUGUUAGCCAUAUUUUUUUCUGUAAAAACAAGCAGGGAAAAACAGAUGAACAUUUUGAAGAUGCAUUUAAGACCUAGUAAAAGAAAAUACUAGAUCCUUACACGUGCUGUAUCCAAUUGCAUGCUAUGUUUUGGAGAAGGCAUUACUGGUUUGUUUGUUUUUUUUUUUCUUGGUUUACCAAUAUAUGAUGAUAGAAGGGUGUGCAUUUUCCUAUCAUUCUGACAUUUUUAUAAUGUUACUGAUUUAAAUGAUAAACCCCAUACUGUUGGAAAUGCCUAGUGCUGAGGGAAAAAUAUGAAUUUUUGGAUCAGCGUGUGAAGGUGUGUGUAUGUGUAUAUAUGUGUGUAUGUGUAUAUAUAUGUAUAUUCAUGUAUGUAUGUCUACUAAAAGAGAAAAUACCAUGGGAUAAGGGGAGUAUAGAUACAAAGCUGAACUAUAAGUGAUUGUUAGAUAGCAUGUUCCCUUUUGGCUACCCCUUCCUUCCCUCUACCAUCACUUUUCUUGUUAUUUUUUAUUUAUUUAUUGAAAUGGAUGUGUGUUGUAUCUCUUGUAAAUGUUAUCAGAUAUUCCCUGUGGCUGGGGAGUUGUUGAACUACCUGAGGAACUGCAUAAUGUAUAAUCUCAUUUCAUUAACUUUAAGCACAAUAUUUAUUAACUUUGUAGAAAUAGUAAUACCUCCUUACCCUGCUAAAGGAUAAUCUUUACAAUUUUGAUUAGUCUCAUUAAAACUGAUUUCUCCUCCUCAAUUUCUUUACUGGAAAAAAAAAUCCCUCUUAAUGACUGAUUAGUGUACUGUGUAAAGAAAGUUGUGUUGCUUUUUCUUAACUUUUGUAAAUGAAAUAAUAAAUCAGACUAGUGAACAAGUGGGUCUAUGCAUAGUUGCAAUAUUCUAACUAUCACUGUGACAGACUGGAUUGUCUGGAAAGUUAGGAGGAAGUAAGAAUUAUUUUCCCGAGUCACUUGCCAAGAGAGGAUUAAAUUUCCAAAAGUAGAGCGGUGUGGUUUCUUUUCUUACUCCAUGUAUGUAAAAAAAAAAAUUUGCAACCACAUCCCAUAUUUUCAAAUAAGCUAUAGAGAACUGAAAAAUACUAUUUUUAAUCAGUCACCUAUCCAGUAAGAAUACUGAGGAUACUCUGGAAGUAUAAAGUUUGUACAUGAGAACGUGAAGUAUGUUUGUCCAUUAUAAUUUCAUGAAGAAGGAAUUGCAGGGGAGCUCUUUAGAGAGUAGUUUAGAGGAAUUUCAGCUCAGAAUGUGAGAUUUUUCUGUGUUAUGGGAAAUUGAAAAACUCAGUUGGGACAUUGAGAUGAUGGUUUUUGUAAGUAUGCAUAUAUGUUGUGUUUAAAUGCAUAUAUGAGGCUAAGUGUUUAUUUGCAGGGGAAGGGGUCAGGAAAUUAUGAUGUUUUGGGCUAGCAGAAUAAAGUGGAAAAAUGGAGGAGAUGGGUCUUUCCUAGUGUUUGGUGAGAGUGAAGUUUUCUUUUUGGCACUUGCUUAGAGAGGUUUGCAUAAGGGUUUGAAAACAUCCUACUGUGCGUUAGGUAUGUUUAUACAAUAGUUGAAUUGACAUUUUUAGUAGUUUAAUAUUAAAGAAUACUGAAUACAGUGUGUCAGUUUAAGUAAAAUAUGUUGCAAUAAUUGGGGAGGAAAUAGUUUAUGAUGAAGACCUUUGACAUUUCAAUACCAUCAUAUCAAUGCAUCACAAGCAUUGGGUGAUCUUCACAAAUACAUGGGACAGGUUUAAAUGUGGACAGUUCUUGGGCUCUCAAACUUGAGGCUAGUUUGUGUUCAGCACAAAGCAGCUGCAGCAUGAGGAGGGGGACAGAUGAGCUCUGAGCUGCUUUAUGCUCUAGAAAGAGUGGCAACAUCCAUUGCCUUUUGAUCUUUUCUCUGGUCCUUGAGGGAUGGGAGGUGUACACCAUCACACACUUGGUGUCCUUGCCAGAGGCCUUCUGGAGAGACUUCCAUAGGUUUGAAGGUUUGCACUUUGCCUUUAUCUAAAACCAGCUUUAAGUAAAAGAUAAAAGUCGUAAGUGUGAGCAUUAGCUGGCAUGUUGUUUCUUUUGGUUUUAACUUAUUUGUAUAAAAAGUAGAAAAUAAUUUUUUAAAAAUAGAAAAUAAUUUUUCUGAUCAGUUGUUUAGGUCGGUUGAUUUGCAGUCUGUUAUGCAGUGCACUGUGAAUUAGUGAACUGACUUCCAUAGUUCUUCCAUUUCUUCAAGUCAAUAAAGCUUAGGAUCCCAUUUUGUUUGUCAUAUAGUAUUGGUGAAAUAAGAUUAUUCUUUGGUUUUCAACAAAGAUUUAUCUGUUAAAAGUACAGCUGUGAGAUGAGAAUUCCAAUUAAGAAUUUAGAAUAAAAAAGUCUUAAGUGACAUUUGUUUCAUAGCACUACAUUUGUCACCAUCUUCUUGGUGAUACUGUUUUUAAUUUUUGGAGAAACUCAAAUUAUUUAUCAACGUUUAAAAUGUGCUUACCUUUGAAGAUGAGUAAGUAGGAGUGUAAAUAUAUAUAUCUAAAAGAAACUGAAAACUGACACGCUUUUCACACCUGUACAUAAAUGAGAUCAAGUAGUUAGCAGUAUUGAGUAACUUCUCCAUAGCACAGUUUUGAGCUUGGAUACCAAAGGAUAUUUAGAAGACAUCUCUCCUUUAUUUCAAGUAAAAUGUUUGCUAAAUUUUUCUUUAUCAAUUUACUUGUAAUUCAUGAUAGUAUUUGUAGUUGUCUUUUUAUAUACAGUGAAGAAUCCCAUCUAGUCUUUGCUGAUUUUGUACUAUACAAGCAUACAGAAAGUGAAGUGCUUGCUCUUCAACUUAGCAUUUGACUUAUGCAAGUUUUUCUAUAUCAAUGUACUUGUUAUCUAUUAUUUGCUCAUAGGAUAUCUAGAAACCACGUCUUCUAUCAUCCAUGUACCUUACCAGCACUAAAUAAUAAUCUCAGUGUUAAACUAACUGCAUUUCUCCUGAUGGUUAAUACACAUUAUGGAAAUUAGGUUUUAGGAAGCCUGUUGGAUUUAAAAAGAAAGGGGAAAAAAAAGAAAAAAACCCCAAAGCAACAAAACAAACAAAACACCCACAACCUCACAACUUCCCCCCAAAAAACCCAAAUUAACCUAUACCCACAUUACAAUUAUUUUGCUAAUCUGCAACAGUGAUAUAAAGAAGCUUUUUUUCCCCUCUGGUAUAUCUUAGAUCAUGCAUAUUAUCACAAAACAGGUUUAUCAGUCUUCACAGGCUUUAAAUAGCCUAGUCAAUUGACUGUUUUAUAAGGAUCCUCUUGAAAGUUGUAUUUCUUUGUCCUUUAAAUGAAAGCAAAGAACUAAGUUUCUGCACUGGAAAAAUUCUAUAUGGGACUAGUAACAUUGUUCUGCUUUAAGACAGUCCUGCAGGAAUGAUAAAUUUAUUUUUAUCUGUAAUGCACAAUAUUAGGUAGGUCUUUUAACUCUUGCCUUAGUCAAUGGGAGCUGUAUACCUCACUUCCCUAAAUCAUGUCUCCCUCUUCCCUGUUUCCUCUGCAAGUCCUUCCCAAUCUUAAUUAACAAAAUCCUUAGAAAAUAUAAGUCAUGGAACCAAAUGCUGCACAAAGCUUUUACUGUGUACAUGUAUUUAGCUGAAAACAUGUAUCUAUAUACAGAUUAUGGAAUGGUAGAGAGCUUUAGAGCUAGAAGGGGUGUAGAAAUGUCGACAUCCUUCUGCUCCUACAUUGAGAGUCUGUGUAGGUAUGUGCUCUGUAUCACCUGAAAGCAUUCCUGUCUUCCACUGCUAAAGGCACCUUGCUGGCUAGGAUAAUGCUGAGCCUACGUGCUGUGAAUAUUUUCCUUUUUUUCCUUUCAAAGAGUUAAAAAAAGAAGAAGCACACACAUAUAAAUGCAUAUCCUAAUGUGAACCUAAGGCCUGAUCUAAUACUGUUAUAUGAAAGCACUACAUAGGGUUAUAUUUAAUUGGGUGGAAAUUCAAGCAUGUGCUUCUAGGUCUUUUUAUGCUUUUUGGCUUAAAAGCUAUUUCAGUUUCAGUUGUAAACGUGACACUUGUUAGUAGUCUCCUUUGGGGGAGAGUAAGUUUUUGUGGAAUCACAUAUAUUUGGGCUCAUUGGAUGCCAAUGUUAGAGUCAACUGAAGUGUUUGGAAUAUGUCUUUCCCUCCAUCCCAAGGAGCCAAUCUUAUUACUAAUUGCCCUUGUUAACACAUACUUUUGAAGGAAGCAAGGGUUUUCUAAAAAGCUACUGCAAUUAAAGAAAAACAUUUAAAAAUUGAUAAAAUGCUAUUGUCCCCUUCUUCACUGUUGUAGUCAUUAGAUGCCUAAAUGCAGAAAUGCCUCUGAGUGGCACCAUAACAUGCUCUGCAGUUUCAGUCAAGUGCCAUUGACCUUACUGCAGUCUUGAACACCCCACCCCAUAUGUGAGGAACUGCCCUUUGUUUUGUUUUCUUCCACAGAUACACAGCAAAAAGGUGAAUUAAGACUGGUAUGUCUUUCUUUCAGUUACCAUUUACUUACAUGGCUCAGAUAAAAUACGUGUUUCACUUCUUUUCAAUAGGGUUCCUUCAGUUGUGUGUUGUUCCUAGUUUUGACUUGGAAAAUUUGGCAGGUAUGUCCAGACUUUGUCUGUGAUUAUACUCAGCACAGACACAAUUUCAUAACACGUCUUCUGUCCCAGAAGCAUGAUUAUCAGUGUAGAUUAUGGUUUAAAGCUGCUAAGAUGUUUUGAGAUUGGAAUAUAAAUUUUCCAGCCAUGUACAUCGCAGAUCUAACUGAACCUGAGGCCACUUGUUUAUUUAGCUUCCUAUCUAGUCAGUAUUUUCCUCUCAAGGGAGCCCUAUUUUUUGCCUUGAAAUAACUUAUU